CGACAGGUACACACCUCUGCUGCAGAGGGCUGGCCUGGAUGUCAUAUCGUAUCAGGUUCGUCGUGGGGGCGAUCACAGCUUUGGUUGACAGGUGGAGGCCAGAAACUCAUAGUUUCCACCUACCUUGUGGAGAGAUGACUGUUACACUCCAGGACACUCAGAAGAUCCUGGGUUUGAGUGUUAGAGGUCGUCCAGUUAUCGGACGCUGCAGGCCCGAUGGUUGGAGGGCCAGAGUUGAGGCCUUCCUUGGAAGACCACUUCCUCCGGAGGCACCGACGCAGCGCACCACUGGGGUACCAAUUGCUUGGCUUAGGCAGAGCUUUGGUAAUUGUCCGGCACAUGCGGACCAGGAGACAGUUGCCUACUACUGUAGAGCUUGGAUCUUGCACCUAUUUGGGUGUGUUCUUUUCCCUGACGCGAUAGGGGACACUGCAUCGUGGAUGUACCUCCCGUGCCUCACUGACUGGGACACCACAGGUACUUACAGCUGGGCUUCGGGAGUGCUGGCUUACCUAUACCGUAGCCUUUGUGAGGCGUGUCGUCGGACCGCAAGUAGUUCUUCCGUUGGUGGUUGUGUUUACCUACUGCAGCUUUGGAUGUGGGCUCGUCUUCCAGUUGGACGGCCCAUAGUUGACGCUCCUCGGGAAUGGUUUGCAGUGGGCAACCCUCGUCACCGUCCGACGUUUGCCCAUCUUUGGGACCAGGCGAAAGUCGCCUUCAGCAGGACUUCACGUGCGUACGUACAGUAUGCCAAUGAGCUCGACACGCUUAGGCCCUCCAUGGUUAAUUGGGAGCCGUACACGGCGAAUGAUGCGCUGCAUCUUGGAGUAAGCAGCAUGUAUAGCGAGGAUGAAGACUUGUACUUGAUGAUCUGUCCUCUGAUUUGCUUCUAUGCUGUUGAGUGGCACCUUCCAAAUCGAGUAGCCCGCCAAUUUGGCUUGUGCCAGCAAUGGCCUGUCCCUCCAUUUGAUACUUCCGUGGAGCUGCACAAGAUUGAUCGUCAGAAGCAAAAGAAGACAUUUGAGUUUGAAACGUUGCAUCGUCAGUACAUAGAGGUGUGGGACCAGUUUCAUGACAACCUCUACGAAAAUGAGCAACCACAUACCAACUACAAUUUUCGUGCAUACCUUACUUGGUACCUAGGUGUUACACGAACAAGGUUGAAAAUUCAGUGGACCCAAGCAGAUUAUGCGUACCUUGAAUCAUCUGAGGAUGAGGACACUUCCUAUGACCUAGCAGCACGACAAGGGACACUUAUCGAGGCAGCACCUGUCUUGGACCGAGUGGGCAACGCAAUAAAGCAAUCUGUACUUGACAUCGAACGGUUUCCAAGAACAGGUGUGGACGAGCACACACUAAACAACUUUCUUGGAAGACUAGCACGUAGGCUUAGGCGUGCUGCAGCUCGGUGCGGUUGCGGUACUAGUGCUGCGAUGAAUGUGCAUGUGCCACAGGAACGACAAUGCAACACACCUGUUGUGCAUGGUACAUCUUCUUUGGGAGGAUCUGGAGGACAGAGCUCGUCUCGGCCAACUAUGGACACUUUUCAAAGCGAUGAUGAUGAGGACGAAGAGGGGGUGGCCGAGGAGCGUGACUAUGACGAGCUUGGGUUAUCUCAGCUUCCUGAUGCUCCUUCUACUCAGCCUACGCAGGUUGCAAGAAGGCGACGUCGUUCGCCUUGUAGGUACACUCCAGGCACCGAUGCUCUUGGCCACAAGGGUAAGGGUAAGACUAGGAGGCAGUGAGGAUGACUUCUGUGCUAACACCAUGGUAGCAGCUUAGAAUUGAUGGCAUAACUUCUGUUAUUUUGCAUGUAUCGACACUGUGAACUUUGUGGACUAUUUGUACUAUAUGGGACUGUAUGGUCUCUGUGGACUAUCUGAACUAUCAUUCCUGAUGGCGUAUGUGCUUGUGUUGUGAUAUUUGGAUGAAUCAAUGUUUGUAUUGUACUGUGAUGUCUAUUUAUAACUGU
Molecule: messenger RNA, 1972 nt
Organism: Sorghum bicolor (sorghum)
Lineage: Eukaryota; Viridiplantae; Streptophyta; Magnoliopsida; Poales; Poaceae
Product: serine/threonine-protein phosphatase 7 long form homolog
Exons: 8
Coding region: 39-1745 (568 amino acids)
Biological process (GO): meristem maintenance; meristem development
Source: RefSeq, a predicted model, not a curated record